AUUUAGCUUAAACCGCGGUUUUAGACAUCAACUUUCGAUUUCGUGACAGAGGUUUUGUGCAGAAACGAACAUAUUCAUGUAAGUGGAUGGUGGAUUUUACCCUUCCAACUGCAAAUCAUUCUACGUAUCUCCAAAUGAUAUGAAUCUUCAAGAUUUUUGAAACAAGGAGGAUGGGUUAAUUCAUCAGUAACUUUAUUAUCAUCAUCUGGUCAUAUGCUGUAUGGUAUUCCGUGGAUAUUUGUUUCGGUGCUUUUUAUUUUCACCGAAGUUAUUGUACAUGUGAUAAACUUGAGAGUUACCCACAAUGCAUCAAUCCCGAUCACAACUGAAGCUAAAAACUUACGUAUUCUCUAUCGUUUCUACCAACCUGAGAAUCUUGAGUAUUUGUACGUUGCAAGUGUGAACUCGAUCAAACAAUAUAAAGUUGGCAAUUUGCAAUUUGUAACUGAGCGCAUUACUGGUCCGCGUAAUUUUUCUAUUUGCUGUCCAUAUGAUGGAGAUAACUAUGAAAAGUGUUCUCAUGCGGAUCGAUCUUCCUUACCUUUUGAUUAUGGAUAUGAUUCUUGUCUUCCUCGCCCAACUGAUAAUUAUGUGAAGACAUGGGGUACUUCAGGUUCACCAGGUCCUGAAAUACACAGUUUUAACUACUCUGAAUGGGAUUUUGAAUCUCAGUCUGUAAAUGAUGAUCGAAUAACUUUUGAAGACAGUUUAUAUGUGUGCCAUACGCUUUAUCAUGGUUACUGUGAACGACUUAAUUUAAUCAAUGUUAGCCAAGAAGCCCCGUGGUCUGCUGGUGCCCGACUUCCUUUAAUGGACAGAAAAAAUAAGAAUCCAGAAGAAAUACCAGUUGUUGGAUCACUUCCUCAUACACAUUCUGUGCUUGUAGUUGGUUCAGAAUAUAUUUACGUAGCUACAGAACCUGAUGGACUCGAAGAUCUCUCACUUAUCAAGUAUAAUCCUCUAACCGUACGUUUAAAGGACUUUCAAUUAUGUAGCACUCCACCAAGUUUUGAAAGUAGCGCACAGUUAUCAACAAACCCAAGCUUGAAAAUACAGUAUAAGUCAGGUUUUCGAUAUAGACCUCCACCAACUAACCUUGAAUUUCAAGAGCAACUUUUCAGACCGCCUUAUAUAUUUUUCGUUCUCCAACAACCCGAGGAUUCUACGUUUUUACGGUGGCAGUCACGCAUAGCUCGGAUUUGUGAUGGAGAUAAGUUUAUCUCCUCAUAUGCGGAACUUAAUAUUGCCUGCUUUCAAUGUGAAACAGUAAAGGACGAUGAAAAGAUGUUCAACGCCUUACGCUUCGCUUCUCGUGGUACUGUUGGAAAGCAGUUAGCUGAUGAACUUCUUCUUGAUUUCCAGACAAGAAAUUAUGAUAUUUCGCAUUCAAGAAGUGAUUUAAAUGCUUACAAUGAUUUUUCUGAAGUGCUUCUGGUUGCCUUUGCUCCACAACCUGUUGAUCCGGUAUAUUAUUGGUCUAGAAAUAUGAAUCCAGAAAUGGACCUACCAAAUGGACAGUAUAAUUCUGAUAGGUUGCAUGAACGUGGAUCGAUUCUCCUAGCUGGAUCUGCUAUUUCCAUGUUUUCUAUGGCAGAGGUGAAUGCAAAAUUUGAUCGUGUCAUUAUGGAUUGCUUAAAUGGAGAAGGUAUGCGUGGACCAUCACACUUUUUGCAUUCAGCAGAUCGUGAUAAACCUAGGUGUGUUAAAGAUGAACACUUUAAAAAUUUUAUAUAUGAUUGUCCUAAUGAACCACGAUCUAACCCGUUUAUUACUGGCCAUGGUCCAGAUGAUGAUCUAUCUGCUCCUGCAUUCUUGAAUUUCGAGUCAAAUGUUACUGGCAUGGCUAUAACUGCUGUAUCGAAUAAUUUCACUGUCGCAGUUUUCACAACAGAUGACGGCUAUCUGUAUAAGUAUGAAUUAAUCGGCCUUGGCAAAGUUCAUCCUUUAGGAUCAUUACAGUUAGUUCCAAAUGGUAAACCAAUAACAAGUUUAGCUUUAGACUAUACUGGUACUAUAGCCUUUGCGUCAUCAUUUCAAAAGAUUUAUCGCGUUGAAUUAUCUAACUGUUCAGCCUACUUAACAUGCAAAUCUUGUUUAAAUGCUCGUGAUCCGUAUUGUGGUUGGUGUAUUGCAGAAGGUCGAUGUUUAUUGUUUCACCAGUGUCCCUUAGCAGUGCGUUUCUCCAGUUCAUCUCGUGUUGACAAAUUUAACGGUUUGUUGAAGAAACGAUCUAUGAAUGGAUUCUCUGGCAGCAGAUUCCCCAGUUCAUAUCCUGUAUUUUGGUUGCAUUAUAAUAUUUCAACUGACAAGUGUCCAGUAAUAAGUCAAGUUAGCCCUCCUGGUAUUCACGUUGGUAAAGUCUCUGUAACCGGAAAUGGAAAAGAUGCCACAUUCAAGGAUGACAGUCAUUAUCGUCAACAAAAUAUUAUUCUAAGUUUGGAUACAUUGCUUCUAUCGAAUUCCAAUUUACAGGAAGAAUAUUUUUCCAGGAAAAAAUCUCAUCAGAUGCAUUCUUUUGGUGAUUUGAUGUACUCAUAUCGCCCAUCAAGCGGUGUAGGUAGUGGUGGUACUGGAGCUCGGUUGUUUUGCAGUUUUCGAGAAGCACCAAUAUCAAUUCUUCAACAUGAACCAUUGAUUUCUGGAACAUUGUCAAAUUUCGAUUUAAAUAAAAUUUUGGUGAGUGUCCCACAAACACCACUUAUUACGCGAACUGUGGCUGAGCUUUCUUACACUUCUGGAAAGCCUGUAGAAGCACACUGUUUAUCACCAGUAGCUUCAAAACUACCUCGUCUCGAGGAUGAUAAAGUUUCUUUGCCGUUAUUACUGUGGUUAGAAAAAGUGAGUGUAACUGGUUCUGGCACAGAAGUUGUCGGUGCACUUGCUCCUGCUGUAUUCUCUAUUUAUAAUUGUUCUCAGCUCAAAGAUUGUAAAUCGUGUGCACGAAGUCGAUUUAUAUGUGCUUGGUGUUUAUUUGAAGAUCUGUGUGUUCCAGCUUUUCCAACAAUCUUAUCAGAUGGAGAGAUAAUGAACACUGUGUGCAAAGGUCCUUCAUAUAAUAGUUCUACUUCUUAUGCGCAAAUGAAUUCUGCAUUUGAAAUUAUUCCUGCCGGUCAUGCUAAAGACUGUCCAAGCUUCAAAGGUUCGUCUCAAGUAAUCACACUUACAAGUGGUUCACCACUUGCCACUACAUUCCAUGUUUCAAAUGUACAGAAACAACAAGUUGUCGAGUUUACCUGUUCAGAAAAUUGUACUAACCAGCGUGUUCGUGCAUUAUUUAACCCAUUCAACUCUACAGUAUCGUGUUAUAUCGAAAUGAUCAGUUUAACAAGGAAAUUAGAUGCACACUCAUCUAAGAGCGUUGUACCGAGUUCUCUUGAUGCAGCUGUAAACUGUGGUUUGGAUCUUUAUUGGCAUGGACCGAAUGAUCGUGAUAAAAAAGGUCAUCGUAUGGUUAAUGAAGACCAGAUUCAUGCUGAGGUUUACGCCUGUGAAUGGCUAGCUAAAUAUUGUGAUGAGUGUCUACUUCUUCCUCCUCGAUUUGGUUGUGUCUGGUGUGGUUAUGAUACUUACGGUAAAGUAAAAGGAGGUAGCUGUCGCACUCAGAAAUCAUGUAUUGAACAAAAGUUCUUCAACGGAACUACAGCCGUACAUCAGCGUCCUCUGCGAACUGGAGAUAUUUGUCCAAAUCCUGAAAUUUUAUCUCUUUCCCCUUCCAAUGGGACAUUAACAGGACAACCUAUUCUUACUAUCUCUGGUAGGAAUUUGGGUCGUGAGGCUUCAGACAUUAUAGAUGUAUUUUUGGAAAUUCAUCCAAGAAUCCGAUGUUUCGUUUUGUCAGAAACAUAUCAACAUUCACAUAAGUUCAAGUGCAAGCUAUCUACAGCGCCUUCUCUCUCACUACCUGUUUCUGGUCAAUUGAAGGUAGUAAUAAGCAAUAAGAGAUAUGAAGCAUCAUCUCCCAUUUUUCGCUUCCUAGCCCCCCAGUUAAUUAACUUUGCACCUCAACGAGGGCCCAAAGCAGGUGGUACUCGACUAUAUUUGUCUGGUACAAAUUUGAAUACUGGUGAUAAGCGUUCCGUUUAUUUAUAUCUCCCGUCGCGGAAUAGUGUUACUGAUGAAUAUCAUCGGAGUAAGCCAGGGGAAUCAAGUAUUCGAGUGAAAUGUGAGAUUGAGCAAGAAUCUGAAACACUAAUUAUUUGCUUGACUGGUCCGUUACCUGAAGAAGUACCAGUGAAUUCAAUUCCAGGAGGACGGUCAAAAAGACAAAUAACUCCUUUGGACUUCAAUAAUAAUAACGACAAAUCAUUGUCUAUGAAUGAACACAUUCCAUUAUCAUUGGUUAUAAUGCAUGAUCAAACGCCAACAUAUCUGUCUCAUGCAUUUUCAUUCAUCUACUCACCUAAUCCUUCUAUACAUGAAGUUCAACGAAAACAUGUUCUCGCUGGUGGUGGGACUACUCUACAUGUUACGGGAACUUUUUUAUUUGUCAUUCACGAUCCUAAAUUAGUCUUCUAUUUCAAUGGAUCUCAAUACAGUCUGAGCUGCUCAACUUCUUCUGGUGGAGAGUUGAAGUGUUUAAGUCCAUCUUUAACUAAUUCACGCGAUGUGGUUCCAUCUGGCGGCAUAAGUGAUGAAAGCAUAUAUGUACAUAAAGAACUGGAUAGUUCAAUACAAUCUAGCAUUAAUUCUUCAGUAAAUACAAAACAACUUGUUACCUCUCGUUUACCGAUAUCACAGUCAAUAAUCCACUCUUAUUUGGAAUCAAAACCUGAGUUUUAUUCUUCUGCUUUUACACAACAAUCUGAAUGGCCAAUUGAUAUACCAUAUGGUUUUAUUAUGGAUGGAGUACAUCAACUACGUGUUUUUGGUUUCAUAAAGGUUUUUGCAGAUCCUAUUGUAGCACCUUUUCCUGACGGAGUACGUCUAGAAAAUCUUGAUGAAUAUUUAACCAAUGAUCCUGCAAGUGAUUCACGCUUUGAAACUAAUAACCAUGGCCAUAAACAUCAGACAAACAGUGAAAUUUCAGAAUAUAAAUCAAAAACAAGUUUCUCUGUCAACUCUGACACAUCUGCUAACCAGUUGGAUUAUUCCAAUAUCAGACAACUAGUUAGAAUUCAUGGCCACUUUGAUGCUCUUCUUAAUGCCCCAGAACUAGCUAAACCUGAUGAACUUGUUGUUAGAAUAGGAAAUUCAUUGAUUUGUGAAGUGAACUCCGUUAUACUCACAGAGAUACGAUGUGAUGUGGACAGAAGUAUGAUCAUUACGCAUCAAGAUUAUCCUGUUGAAAUUCAAUUUGGACGUUUCCUAAUUUAUCGGCCUGGUUCUGUUCGUUUCGUUGCUUUACGUCAAGCAGCCUUACGUAGUCAAAUUAUCAUGAUACUCAUUGGUCUUGUAGUUAUUUUCAUUUUCGUUGGCCUUAUUGGUUUUGUUAUUUGGCGACGUUUUAUCAGACGUCAAAAAUCCUAUCAAGCUAAACUUCACCAAAAAUAUGCAGAACAUGAAAACCGUGUUAUACGUAUAUUUAAAGAAGAUUUUAUGGAAUUGCAAACAAGUAUGCAAGAAUUUUCUCAAGAAGUGAAAAGGCAUAAUUUACCUUUCCGUGAUUAUCGAACUUUUUGUCUGUUUUCCCUUUUUCCUGAAUACCAUUGUGAGCUGAUGAAUCCAGUCAAUCCGCAUUCUUCAUUCCCACUGUCAACUGAUGCAGAUAUAUGUAGACCAUCAGGUGAUUUAUGCAUAUCAUCUUCGACAGUACCACCUCAUCCUCUUUUAUUACCAUUUACAGUGAAUAUACGAGCACAUGAUGAUGCAGCGAAGGCUAUUUCCUUAUUUCAUAUACUUCUAUGCAAUCGUCAAUUUUUAUAUCUGUUAAUUCAUUUAAUUGAAAAAGAUGAACAUAUAAUGGCCAAGGACAAGUCGCGUAUUGCCUCUUUGCUUAGCAUAGCUUUACAGCCUAAAAUGGACUAUUUGACAAGUGUUAUGUUUGAUUUAAUGUCCGAUGUUCUAUAUCAACUUCAUCAUCAAGGAGACAGUUAUCUGGUGACUGCUUUCCGACGCUCUGAAAAAAUUGUAGAUAAAAUUUUAUCUAAUUGGCUGACGUUUCAUUUAUAUAAGUUUAUCAAGAACAAUGUCGGAGAAAAUCUGUUUUAUUUUUAUCGAGCUCUUCUACAACGGAUAAAUAUGGGUCCACGUGAUGCAAUAACUGGUAAAGCCAGGUAUACACUAGAUAGUGCUUAUUUAUUGCAAACAGAAUUGACUGGAAACCAGAUUAUACUAUGCGUUGAAGAUCCUCAGCAUUUAUUUGAUCUACCAACACCGUGUAUUUGUGUUAAAGUGCUAGACUGUGAUACGAUUACACAGGCAAAAGAGAAAAUCUUAGAUGCAAUCUACAAAAAUAAACCAUAUUCAAAACAGAUAAAAUCCACUCAGUUGGAAUUACAGAAACUUGAUGAGCAAGCUGUUGUACAAAAUCCAGAAAAUGAAUUUUGUACUGGUCAAAUUUUAUCCGAUUGGGAUGUAAAAAUUCGUUCGACAUCCACUUCAAUGCAACAUGAAAAAACUCCAAUGCGGUUAAACUGUGUCAAGGAUUAUCACCUUAAAGAUAAUACUCGAGUUGCAUUAUUUGCUUGUGAGCCGACUAAAUUAAAUCAUACUCAAUCUAGAUCAGAGUUAUUACAAUCAAAUGGUUACCCACCUCAAUCAAGGCUAGCAACAGAUUCAUGUUUUCCUACAAUCGAAGUUAUCCACAAACCAUCCUCUUUAAAUCGUCCAUUACCACAACCAGUUUCUCCUCUUAGUACUAAAAAAUUAAUCAGAGGUCUUCCUUACCAACAACCAGUCAACAAUACAACCUCUACAUGUAAUGCUUCUUUUACUGAUGAACGAUUGAAUCUGUCAAAAGUCCCAACUUCUUUUGAUCCUGCGUUUUGUUUUCGUCCAACUGGAGUACCUGAUUCUAAAUUAUGGUAUCAUUUAGAAUGGACAGGUGAUUGUAAUACUUCUAUGGGUACAAAUGGUGGUGUUAAACAGUCGAAUAAAUAUUCUAGAUAUAUAAACAAAAAAUCUAAUCAUCUGCAUCGUUUAAUUUUUGCCUGUUCACAUAAAUCUGAUUGUUGUUGUUUACACGUCAAUGAAUAUUCUGGUGGUGAUACAAAAACGCGUUCUUCAAUAAUCGGUAAUGACAUUCAUGAGAAUGAAACGACUCAGAUAUGUUCAGCAUGUUCAACACGUCAUCCACUCUUAGCCUGCAAUGAAAUGAAUCCUCAUCAACAUCAUUGCACUCAACAACUAAUGAACAAAUCAAAAUCUUCAAAAAAGUGGAAAAAUAAUCGUUGUCACAGUAGUUGUACAAAGAAUAAAACAGGCUCACGGGAAAUUUCCACUCUAAGAGAAGGUAAGGAUGGUUCAACAACAACAACAGCAACAACAACCAAGCUAUCAGAGAGUCUUAGUCCCCUCGUAGAACCUCUACCGAGAGAAGUAUUUUUUAAUCGUCUUCUACUAACACGACUGUCUGUUAUGAAGUAUAUGGAUCGAUUAUUCGAAGUAAUUUUCAGCAGUGUAUACCAAUCCCAAAGUUUACCUGCACCCAUCAAAUUUCUCUUCGAUUUUUUAGAUGAUCGAGCGAUCAAAUUAGGUGUACAAGAUUCAAGAAUUGUUCACGCUUGGAAAUCUAAUUGCAUACAAAUGCGUUUUUGGAAUCAAAUUAUUACAAAUUUGGAUUACAUUUUUGAUAUUUCUUUACUGCGUAACACAGCCCUGGAACGUUCAUUUCAUGCCUUUAGUCAUGCUAUGACAUAUGCUUGUACACCUAUUAAAGAAAAAGUAACAAAAGAUUCAUCUUGUAUAAAGUUACUUUUUGCACCAGAUAUCUCUCAACAAUGGGACAGAGUGCAUAGUUACUAUCGUGAAGUUAAAGCCUUGCCUGCCGUUGAACAAGAAGAAAUGAAUGAUCUUAUGCGACAACAUUCCAUUAACCACUCAUCAGAUUUUAAUGUCUCUUGGGCAGUCUAUGAGCUUUAUACAAAGUAUGUUCGUAAUCUUCAUGAUAUGCUGGUAGCGCAUUUACAACAAGAUGCUAUCAAUCGAUCCUUCAACAGUUAUAGGACACCUGAACAAAAUAUGCCAAAUAAUUGUAAUCCACUUGAAAAGGGUGGUGGUGGUGGUAUACCUGCAAUCACGGAAUGGAAUCCUGUUCAGAUUAUUCAGAUACUUAUCGAAAUUAGACAGUGUCUAGAUAAUGUACAAAAUAUUCAGAGUUCAACAGGUCAAACUGCUCAUGCUAAUGUGACUUCAUUUCCACCGAACUCAACAAAAGGUGACGUCGUUAACGAAUCCAGUGUGUCUAAAACGGCUGCUUUCCGCCCACAUACUACAGAAGCUGGAAAUUUCUCUCAGCCGUCUUCUGCACCAAGUCAAACAGCUACUACUGACUGUCUAGAUACACUUCGUUCGUAUAAUACACUGACCACGGAAUUUGCUGGAGAUGAAACAAGUCGCUCGGCUCAUCAUUACUAUUAUCAUCAUCACUAUUAUCAUUAUCAUCCUAGUGAUACUACACAAAUGAAUACAACAGUCAACAAGCCAACUGACUUGUCAGUACAGUCAGCAGCAGCCAUCAGUACAAGUGGUAUAUAUGCAGACAGUGUAUCUAAAUACAAAGAUCCGUUGGCAUAA
Messenger RNA from Trichobilharzia szidati, 8673 nucleotides. NCBI's taxonomy places the organism in Eukaryota, Metazoa, Platyhelminthes, Trematoda, Strigeidida, Schistosomatidae. The record is from the annotation of a GenBank genome assembly.